UAGUGGUAAUAACUCUGAUCAUAGCUAUAGUCAUAGCUGUGGUCAUAGCCAUGUUUAUAGCUGUAGUCGUAGCUAUGAUUAUAGCUAUUUGUGUAGCCAAAAAAACAGGAAUUUACCUAAUUCUAGUUCAUUAAUUAUUGAAAUAGCAACUGAAAAACAACAAAAUUUAGAAAGCAAUAAUAUAGAAGGUCUAGAACAAAUUUUAGAAUUAAAAACUGCUAAUAAUAUUAGUAGUCUUGCUGCUUAUAUUAAUGAUAAUGAAAUCAUACCAACAGAAGAAAUAUUAAAUGAUAAACAAAUUAUUAAUCUUGCAAUGCA
Molecule: messenger RNA, 318 nt
Organism: Dentiscutata heterogama
Lineage: Eukaryota; Fungi; Glomeromycota; Glomeromycetes; Diversisporales; Gigasporaceae
Source: the annotation of a GenBank genome assembly